This is a messenger RNA of Cooperia oncophora, 2049 nucleotides long. The record is from the annotation of a GenBank genome assembly. Lineage: Eukaryota; Metazoa; Nematoda; Chromadorea; Rhabditida; Trichostrongylidae.
AUGCUCAUGAGUGAUGAGGGAAGUAACCUUAGAGGGCGCCAUCUCACCCCAGAUGCGAGAGCCGUCAUCGCCAACGUAAAGCAGUUCUUCGCUCAGCUGAAAGAACAUCUCGGGGCCACAGCACGUGGAACCGUUUUGGAUUCAGUGACAGCGAUAACUGCCACGGCGUGCGGUGUGUCCGACAAAGCUGUCGAACGGGUUAGUAACACACCGGUCGGCCGUGCGAUCCGUCGAUCGGCCCCAAAAACAGCGGUCAUGGCCGCCAUAAAUAACCACGGUACGCUAUGGGGUGAGCGUAUAAAGCGUCUGGUUCACGAACUGCUGAAGGAAGAGAAGGAUGUAACACUCGCGGAACUGCACCAACAAAUGACUGCAGCCUAUCCGAAUUUCGCGCUGUCGUCGAUGACUCUGUGGAGGCUGAUGAAGGGCCUCGGGUUCUCGUAUAAGCUUCUCAAGGGACAACGUUACAUCUUCGAGCGCGCGGAUCUUGCCCGCAAGCGAUCCUUAUACUUGAGAAAGGUGGAAGAGGCCCGAGAAAGAGGGGACUGCGUUGUCUACAUGGACGAAACAUGGGUCUUCGAAGGUAUGGUCAAGAGGAGAGGAUGGAUCGACAACACGUUGUCGCGCUUCCCUACCGCCGAAGAGCUACGCAGUACUCUUGCGGCAAGACUGCUGGAAGAACAAGGGAAGGCGCGGCAUUGUUAUAACGGCACUGUGCGAAGGAGGAGUAAUACCCGUAGGCAACGGAAUGCGCAGGACGACUAUCACCGAGAGAUGGAUCACUCGGUGUUCGAGGAGUGGCUAAGUAACACACCGGUCGGCCGUGCGAUCCGUCGAUCGGCUUCCAAAAGUCGUUCCAGGAAAGCAACGGUCAUGGCCGCCAUAAAUAACCACGGUACGCUAUGGGGUGAGCGAAUAAAGCGUCUGGUUCACGAACUGCUGAAGGAAGAGAAGGAUGUAACACUCGCGGAACUGCACCAGCAAAUGACUGCAGCCUAUCCGAAUUUCGCGCUGUCACAGAUGACUCUGUGGAGGCUGAUGAAGGGCCUCGGGUUCUCGUAUAAGCUUCUCAAGGGACAACGAUACAUCUUCGAGCGCGCGGAUCUUGCCCGCAAGCGAUCCUUAUACUUGAGAAAGGUGGAAGAGGCCCGAGAAAGAGGGGACUGCGUUGUCUACAUGGACGAAACAUGGGUCUUCGAAGGUAUGGUCAAGAGGAGAGGAUGGAUCGACAACACGUUGUCGCGCUUCCCUACCGCCGAAGAGCUACGCAGUACUCUUGCGGCAAGACUGCUGGAAGAACAAGGGAAGGCGCGGCAUUGUUAUAACGGCACUGUGCGAUGGAGGAGUGAUACCGGUUGCACCCAUGUUUUCGUCAGUAGGCAACGGACUGCGCAGGACGAAGUACACCGAGAAGAUGGAUCAUUCGGUGUUCGAGGAGUGGCUAAGGUCCGCAGUCCCCUUCAUGAAGGAGUUCGCAGCGGAAUAUGCGCACGCGCUACGAAUCCUGAAUUUAGUGAUAUCAGGUUCCGACUAGAAGCUCCAGGGUGCAGGAAUAUGGAAUUAUCUCAGCUCGCACGGCGUCGAGUGGGACUGGAUAGUACAAAGGAAGCUCUUUUAGAAGAGCUCGACCACUUCGUCGCUAGUCGAGGCGGCGCAGCAGCCUUGCGCUGUUACGCCGCUGAAAAGAUCUGCGAGGAAAUGGGAGUGAGCCUACUGAGGCUCCCUCCAUUCCACUGCUUCUUCAACCCUGUGGAGCUUUGCUGGAGUCAUCUUAAACAGCGCCUCAAUAAGAUAGGACGUCCCACGGAUAGGCUGGAAAUAGUAAAGUCAGAGGUAGGACUGUUGAAAUUUUGGGAAAGUGUGACGAGACAGCUCUGUGAAGGAUGGUGCAGGGAAGCGAUAAGGGAGGAGGAUAGCGCACGGCUCAAGGAGGCUUUAGAUGCUAACAACAACUUUGUUGAAGAUGAGGAUAUGUCGUCCUCGCCUCACAACUCAUCUGAUGAUAGUUUAACCGAUGAGUCUCUUAGUGAAUUUAGUUUAGAGCUGUAA